CAAGCAAAAAAAUCCACAACCGCAACCUCGCAGCAAAUCAAUUGACCACGACGGGCUGAAAAAAAAUCACAGCAACAAGCAAAGACCAAUUGCUCUAUUCGAAUUUCUGGCGGUAUAAGGAUCCUAUAUGCGUGUUCAUGGCAGGCGGCUCGGGCUGCGCCUUGGCCAUAGCCAUGUAGCUCCAAGCACCCGGGCAGCGGCGAUAUACACGUCCCACAUCCCACGGCGGACGAUGCAUCUCAACCACUUUGUAUCCAAAGGUCAAACGUCCGAGGCCGAACCACCCAAUGGUACCUUCACCCUCGCCGUAAAAGACAACAUCGCAACGCAAGCACACCCGACAACAUGCGCCUCCAACAUCCUCCGCGACUACACCUCGCCCUAUGAAGCGACCGUCGUCCGUCAGCUGCGCAGCCACGGCGCGCGCGUCGUCGGCACCACGAACCUCGACGAGUUCGGCAUGGGCACCCACAGCACGCACUCGGCGCACGGCCCCGUCGCCAGCCCGGCCGGUCGCUCGGCAGGCGGGAGUUCCGGCGGCAGCGCCGUGGCGGUAGCGGCCGGCCACGUCGAGGUCGCGCUGGGGACGGACACGGGCGGCAGUGUGCGGCUGCCGGCCGCCUACAACGGCGUCGUCGGUUUCAAGCCUAGCUACGGCAUGAUCUCGCGUUACGGCGUCGUGCCGUACGCCAACAGCCUCGACACCGUGGGGGUCUUGGCGCGGUCUGUAGCGAGGAUACGGGACUUGGUGGUGGGGAAGGGGUUGUGGGCUCAGCAUGACGACAAGGACCCGACCAGCUUGUCUGUUGCGGCGAGGUUGCGGUGCGCGAGUGGCAGGACGGGGUACAAGGGGCAGGGUGCAAAGGUCGGCUGGGAGGGGUUGACAUUUGGUAUCCCGCUAGAGUACAACAUUUUGGAGCUUGACCCGCUGAUAAAGGAAGCAUGGGAAGGAGUAGCGGCCUUGCUGCAAAGCCUUGGGGCAAACGUGGUGCCUGUGUCGUUGCCCACGACGCGCCAGGCCCUGUCGGCGUACUACGUGCUCGCCCCGGCCGAGGCGUCCUCGAACCUGGCAAAGUACGACGGCGUACGCUACGGAAACCCUGGGCCAGAUUCGGAAGAGGAGGGCGUUUUGUAUUCGGCUGCUCGUGGCGCCGGAUUCGGCGACGAGGUCAAACGCAGGGUACUGCUGGGUGCCUACAGUCUGAGCUCCGAGGCUAUGGACAACUACUUUGUACAGGCGCAAAAGGUGCGGCGGCUCGUCAGGGGUGACUUUGACCGAGUGUUUCUGCUCGACAACCCACUUGUCGACAAGGAGCCCACCGAGGAAGGGUUCGGCGAAGAGGGUGAGCAAGUUGACCUGGCGGACUUGCACGAAGACGUGCCCCUAGUCGACAAGCGCGGGCCCGCCAGGGUUGAUUUCAUCCUGUCGCCGACCGCACCGACGCCGGCUCCCACGCUGGACGAGGCGUUGAGCCAGACGAGCCUGGACUCGGCCACGAACGACGUGUUUACCGUGCCGGCAAGUCUAGCCGGGCUGCCUGCCAUCAGUCUGCCGGUAGAUGUGGAAGACCAUGCUGAUGGGACCAGACUCUUUGGUGGGAUCCAGGUCAUCGGGCAAUACUGGGAUGACGCCCGGUUGCUUGAUGUAGCCUUUGCUCUGAGGGGAGCGCUUGGCCGGUCUGGUAUGAACAAGUAUGCAGAGCAGGACGAGAUGGCUUUGUCGUCUUGUACUUGA
Pyricularia grisea is the source of this 1735-nucleotide messenger RNA. RefSeq lists its product as uncharacterized. Gene Ontology annotation, molecular function: glutaminyl-tRNA synthase (glutamine-hydrolyzing) activity. Gene Ontology annotation, cellular component: glutamyl-tRNA(Gln) amidotransferase complex; mitochondrion. NCBI's taxonomy places the organism in Eukaryota, Fungi, Ascomycota, Sordariomycetes, Magnaporthales, Pyriculariaceae. The record is from RefSeq and is a predicted model, not a curated record. The coding region runs from base 128 to 1735 and encodes 535 amino acids. The transcript has 2 exons. Gene Ontology annotation, biological process: mitochondrial translation; glutaminyl-tRNAGln biosynthesis via transamidation.